Zalophus californianus (California sea lion) is the source of this 1887-nucleotide messenger RNA. RefSeq names its product RNA binding motif protein 22 (gene RBM22). The record is from RefSeq and is a predicted model, not a curated record. Gene Ontology annotation, molecular function: metal ion binding; pre-mRNA binding; U6 snRNA binding. Bases 133 to 1395 code for a protein of 420 amino acids. The transcript has 11 exons. Gene Ontology annotation, cellular component: U2-type catalytic step 1 spliceosome; U2-type catalytic step 2 spliceosome; Prp19 complex. NCBI's taxonomy places the organism in Eukaryota, Metazoa, Chordata, Mammalia, Carnivora, Otariidae.
ACCGCCCCCAAGGGCGCCCACGACGCAUAAAUAAGACGUCAACGGGCCGGGAGCCUGCCUCGGGGUCUGACGGGAUUGUGGCGGUCCUCUUUCCCAACUCGGAAGCCACCGCUGCCUCCAGACGCUCUCAAGAUGGCGACCUCUCUGGGAUCCAACACUUACAACAGGCAGAACUGGGAGGAUGCGGACUUCCCCAUUCUGUGUCAAACGUGUCUUGGAGAAAACCCAUAUAUCCGAAUGACCAAAGAGAAGUAUGGGAAGGAAUGUAAAAUCUGUGCCAGACCAUUCACAGUGUUUCGUUGGUGCCCCGGGGUCCGCAUGCGUUUCAAGAAAACUGAAGUGUGCCAAACUUGCAGUAAAUUGAAGAAUGUCUGUCAGACCUGCCUCUUGGACCUGGAGUACGGGCUGCCCAUCCAGGUUCGUGAUGCAGGAUUGUCUUUUAAGGAUGACAUGCCAAAGUCAGAUGUCAACAAAGAGUACUACACACAGAAUAUGGAGAGAGAAAUUUCUAACUCUGAUGGAACGCGGCCGGUUGGCAUGUUGGGGAAAGCCACCUCCACCAGUGACAUGUUGCUCAAGCUGGCCCGGACCACACCGUACUACAAGAGGAAUCGACCCCACAUUUGCUCCUUCUGGGUAAAAGGAGAAUGUAAGAGAGGAGAGGAAUGUCCAUACAGACAUGAGAAGCCAACAGAUCCAGAUGACCCCCUUGCUGAUCAGAACAUUAAAGACCGAUAUUAUGGUAUCAAUGACCCUGUGGCAGAUAAGCUUCUAAAGCGGGCUUCAACAAUGCCUCGUCUGGACCCACCAGAGGACAAGACUAUCACCACACUGUAUGUUGGUGGUCUGGGUGAUACCAUUACUGAGACUGAUCUAAGAAAUCACUUCUACCAGUUUGGGGAAAUUCGGACGAUCACUGUCGUGCAAAGACAGCAGUGUGCAUUCAUCCAGUUUGCCACGAGGCAGGCUGCAGAGGUGGCUGCAGAGAAGUCAUUUAAUAAGUUGAUUGUCAAUGGCCGUAGACUCAACGUGAAAUGGGGAAGGUCCCAAGCAGCCAGAGGAAAAGAAAAAGAGAAGGAUGGAACCACAGACUCUGGGAUCAAGCUUGAGCCCGUUCCAGGACUGCCAGGAGCUCUUCCUCCUCCUCCUGCAGCAGAAGAAGAAGCCUCUGCCAACUACUUCAACCUCCCCCCGAGUGGUCCUCCAGCUGUGGUGAACAUUGCACUGCCGCCACCCCCUGGUAUUGCCCCGCCCCCACCCCCAGGUUUUGGGCCACACAUGUUCCACCCAAUGGGACCACCCCCGCCUUUCAUGAGGGCUCCAGGACCAAUCCACUAUCCUUCUCAGGACCCUCAGAGGAUGGGCGCUCAUGCCGGCAAACACAGCAGUCCCUAGCACAUUAUCACCACUCCGGGGCUUUACAGAAGAAAGGGCGCUUAAAAAUCCCAGUACAUGAAUCUUGGAAUAAAUAUAUUUUUCCUUCCUUUGUAGUUUCCAUGGUAGCUGAAUGUGUUCAGAUGUGGGCAGUCGGAGAACGACAGCCGUGCUUCCCUACACGUAUUCCAAGGAUUGAUGGACCUCAAAUAAGCUGCCAUUAACACAUCUGGUUACUACUAUAACAUUACUAAUCAAACUUAAUGCCUGUUCUCCUUACUUCUAUGGCGAACAAGCAACUGGGUGAAUUGGAAUGUCUAACGGAGUUACCAUCCCAAUUGUAUGUUCAUUUUGUAUCUUUUUGGGGGGGAAAAAAUUGACCUGCAGUAAAAUCUUUUUGACCAUUUUUAUGUCCAUUGGGUAUUUUUCCUUUUAUCAUCUGCAAAAAGAUUACUAGUACUAAUCAUUGUAGUGGCAUGAGUGUGAUUUAACACUUCAGAAGUCACCAUUAAA